Molecule: messenger RNA, 5411 nt
Organism: Cydia splendana
Lineage: Eukaryota; Metazoa; Arthropoda; Insecta; Lepidoptera; Tortricidae
Exons: 8
Coding region: 264-2888 (874 amino acids)
Cellular component (GO): endoplasmic reticulum membrane; cytoplasmic microtubule
Molecular function (GO): microtubule binding
Source: RefSeq, a predicted model, not a curated record
CCACUAAGUGGAAGCUUUUCCAAGUAGCUAUUGCGUGCUCUCGGCCAUGUAGAACAACUAGCAUUCCAAAUUGCAAAUGCUGUUGAUUCAGUUAUUCCGCAUCACGCCAAUCAUGGUACAAGAGAUCUUCAACACUCAGUAUCAAUAAAACAACAUGCUAGUGCGCAUCAGUUUAUAAAACCGUACGGGAACGCGCUCGGACAGACGUAAUCAAUUAGUGCAGUUGUCGUGUAUAGUUCCAAUGUCGCGGUUCGACCGUCUCCAUGGAGGCAGGCGCGCGCGGUAACCGUGACGACCAUCGCUUGCCGACGCUCAGCCUCGGACUGUCCAGCGUUAGACUCAUUGUCAACAAGUUCGAGCAAGGCACCGCUCGUCUCGCUGCUGACAGUGCUGACACACUCGAAACCGGCCGUGAACUUGUCGCGUACGACCCAAACGUCGUAGAAAGCGACGAUGACUCCUCUCUCGGCCCGAGAGAUCGAGUCCUGCGUCGAUUCUUCGUGAACUUAGGCUUUGCUCUGAGCAAAUGCGUACCUAGUGUGACGUUUGGAAACUUUACUAUCCUUUCCCUAAUCAUCGGAUUCCUCGCCCCAAGGAUGAUAUCUUAUCUGGUGCUGUAUCCGUUUUGCAGAUUGGUAUUCGGGACCCUCUACCCGGCUUACGCUUCAUAUAAAGCUGUACGGACGAAGAACUUGAAAGAAUACGUAAAAUGGAUGAUGUACUGGAUAGUUUUCGCACUGUUCACGUGCACGGAGACGUUCACGGACGUGUUCCUGUCGUGGUUCCCAUUCUACUACGAGGUGAAGAUAGUACUCGUGCUGUGGCUCCUCUCGCCUGCUACCAAAGGCUCCUCCAUUCUGUACAGGAAGUUUGUACACCCGGCGCUGUGCAGGCGAGAACAGGAGAUAGAUGAGUACAUAGCAAAGGCCAAAGACCAGGGCUAUCACACAGUGCUCAACCUGGGCACCAAGGGCGUGAACUACGCCACCACAGUUAUUAUGCAGACAGCCAUUAAGGGCGGAGGAGGUUUAGUGCAACAAAUUCGCAAGAGCUACAGUCUGUCCGACUUGAGCGAGUGUGAGGUCCGCGACGAGCGAGGGGCUGACGAGGCCGACGAUGUCUUGACCGAGCCUAGAAUGAUCCGCCGCGUCGUUAAGAGCGGCUACAACACACGUCGCAGCGCGUCCGAGUCCAACACCCGAACAUCCAUGUAUUUCUCAGAAGUGGACGUUGAAGUCAGGGGUCCGCGGAAUGCACGGGGCGACGAGCCAGAUUUUAGCCACAUCAAAUCCACCGAAGACAUAAGCUCCGGCUACUCCAGCGCGGACAACUCCGCGUCGCUGACGCGCACCGGCUCGGUCGGCGCGGCGGCGCGCGCGCGCGCGAGGCCCACGCGCACGGCCGUCACCGCCAUCAAGCGGCCGCAGGCUGCCGAGGACAACGAAGUAUUCAUCGAGGAGAUUCCAGACGACGAUAGUUUUGAAUAUGCGAAUAUGCCCCCCUUAGUCAAUCUUCCCUCUCACCUUUUCCUCUCCCAUACUGAUCCUCCCUUUAUAUAUCAAUACGUAGGAGAUGAAGUCAGAAUAAUACAAGUCUUAGGAAAUUAUCCUGUAGGUACAAAUUUUAAUCAAUCCAAUAUAAAUACGAGGGACCAAACUGAAAAUAUUACUGACGAAUAUUCCGAAAAUAAACUUUCGCCAGACAAAGAACCUCAGGAAAUAUUUGAAAACGCAGAGGCGGAUAUAGAUAACACAGAAGCAGUAAAAACAAAUAAAAGUGAGGAGUUAAUUGCAACUGAAAAUGAUGACAAUAACAGUAAAACUAACGAACUAUCAAAGACAGAAAACGUUCAGACUACAACGAAUGAUCAAAACGUAAUGGGUUGUAAAAAGACAGAUCUUGGAGCGAAGCCUGAGAAUAUGUUAGACGAUGAAAUUAAUAUACCCAAAGAUGAAACCAGUGCAUCUAAACAUAAAACUAUUGUACCUAAAGGUGAAAAUAAUGCAUCUGAAGAUGAUAUGAAUGUACUCAAAGUUGAAACUAAUGCAUCUAAAUAUGAAAUUAAAGAGUCUAAAGAUCAAAUGUGUACAUCUAAAGGUGAAAAAGCUGAUUCUACUAGCCUAGAUACAUCCGCUUAUGAGAAUGAUUCCGCAGAAAGCGAAGACGAAGCUUCUUUUGGAACCCCAGAGGACUCUCCCAGGAGUAAACGUAAAUCUAAGUCACCUAAAGGUAAAUAUGGGAAAGGUAGGGCACCCCCACCACCACCACCACCUAAAGCAGAUACUACAGAAGGUAAAUCUGAAGCUUUAAAGAGUGGUAUUUCAAUCGGCACAACUUCGCUAGAAAGCCUGAAUGACAUCCUGAGCAAUUUACCAAAUAGACCUCUUAAAGAAAUUAGUUCACAUCAAACUUUGCAGGUUGUUAAUCCAAUAGCGGAAAAGAAACGACGUCACAAAUCUAAAUCACCCAACAAAAUCCCUAAAGGGAAUAGUUCAGGGAUUGGCAAAUUGUUACAACUGCCAAGUAAAUUAGCAUUCUGGCAUAAAAGUGACGAUAAGUCUAAAACCGACACUACAUCAAUGUCAUCGAGGUCCCGGUCGCAUAGCAGAAGGUCAUCUGGUAAUGACCAACAAACUGAUUAUAAAAGUUAUGUUGACAUAAAUACGCCAUUUGAUACACCGAAGGAGGAUGCGCAAUCUAUCGCCGAUGAUCAAGUUAGUUUUGUUGACGCUGCCGAUUUUGAAAGCGAAGUCAUAUCACAUGACAUUAUGGAAAAGAGUGAUGCUUUACAAAAGUUGAUCGAAGCGAAAAUUGAGAGUCACCCAGAAUAUAAGUUUGUUUCGUUGCACGAUGAUAUUCCUACUGCAUCGAAAAGUACAGAUGUCUGAAGCCUUCCUCUAUCCUAUUUUCUCGUUGCAGCAGCGCGACCGGAACGCAAUGCUGACGGCUUCUUCUACCAUACCUCGCACAAAAAAGUCCAAUAAAAGGAAAACGCAAUAGACACGACACCAACUAAACUUCGUACUUUGUUGACUGGCUAUAGUCUGGUUAUUAUGAGCUCUCUUUACAUACAGGAAACCGUCUGUAUUAAAUUUCAUGCUUUAGCAAAUUUUAUUGCUUAGCAAGUUUUAUUAGUAGAAACACAAUGCUUGCAUACUAGAAAGUAUGCCAGCUCUGUGAUUUGUGUUCUUCCAAACUUAGAGAAUUAUAUUACAUAUAUAUUAUGAUUUCUUUAUGCUUACAUCUAAUACGACAUGUAAUAAAUAGAGCCGUAUGUCGUCCUUUUCGACUCAAAAUUGUUAGUUUAAUGUGUUUAAUUUUUGAAAUUUACGAAUAGGUACUAAUCGUAAAUUGAAAAGUCCGUGCGCUGUUAGAAGUUCAUUCGACGGGGUGUUCCGUGUUCCAGUUAAGGACACGUCUAAAAAAAUCGACCCGUAUAAUGAAUAUUUAACAUCUUAUGGACUGUAUGUUUGCUGUAUGGCAUUCAAUAUUUUUUGCAGACGCACACUUAAGUAAUAAGUUUGAAACGGCACCAAAAAUUCUAGUGAAUAUGCUCAACACGAUGCAAGUAUUCAUUUAAGCAUGAAAUGCACUGUUUACAAAUUUUAUUUAUGAGAACUUAAUUCUCAAUAAUGUUGGUUACUAGUAUUUCUAAUUACUUAAUCAGAUGAAUUAUUUCUUAACUAAAUUAACGCCAUUAUCAAGGAUUACACCGGAGCCUGGCGAUUAUAAUUUUAGCCAAAAUUUGCCAAAUGUGAAACAUUAAACGACUCGACAAUUACUAAAGGAAUAAUGCUUGUUGUAGUUAUAUCUAUUAGUAUUUAAUGCAUAUUGCAAAGAAAUAACUAGUCUGCCGUUAAUGCAUAUACAUAUAUGGAUGUGCUAAGACUGCUUUAGGGUGGUAUCCCAUCUGUCCAAUGUCUUUGCAUCUCACUCUCUCAUUGUGCAAAAUGUGAGACAAAAUACACAUUGGACAAAUAAAUUGGACAGGUGGAAUACCACCCUAAGUUAAAAAAUAAUUGGUGGAGUUGGAAUUGAGGGAUCGCUAGAUGUCGCCAACUCGCCACUGAGGUAUAUGUUUCUUGUCGGCGCCAUCUAGUGAAACUUCUAAUUUGCAACGAUUUCUUAUUCGACUUGGCAUGUCUGUAGUAUUAUUACUAAUCGUAAAGGUCCUCACGAGACUUAGCAAUCUUAGCAUCUUACUCGAGUAAUGCAGGAUGUGUGUGAAGGGAUUGUUUUGAUAUCAGUAUCGAAUGUAAAGUUUGAUGUACGGACUGUGGUUGUACUCGUUAUGUGAUAUAAUAGCCAUUGAUGUUUGUGAUGAUGAACUAUCAUUCUGGGAGCCUCGACGAUACGAGGGUGUCUAACAUGAAAUAAAUGAUGGUUUACGAACGCCCGUUCCAAGGAAGCGUGUAGGUAUGUACUACUAAACGGAAGUCUCUUUUUAACUCCUUUUAUUAGAAAGAGAUUUCUGCUUGGAUUACGUUUUCUUGAAACGGGAACUGGGGGCCCAUAUCUGUAAUGUUACUCAUUUUAUAUUACAAAUUAGUAAUUGCAACUCAUUCUAAAUCUAAAUGAUAAAAUUACUAGAAGAUGAAAAUGAUUGUAAACGCUAAACUUGUAUUACAGUUAAGUGUAAAAAUAUGGUUGCACACAUCAUACUCAAAAAUAUGUCCCAUAGGUCUUAAAUGUCAGCGGAUUAAGAACUAUUCGACAUAUUUUUGAGAAGUUAUAUGCAGUUUCACCCAUAUUUUUACACUUGACUGUUACUAGACUUGUACUUUUCAUUGUGGGCUCUUGAAAUACUGACUCUUUUUCGUCUAGUUACAGUCAUAUCUUAACUGAACACUGUAAAUAUUUAGCAAAGUACUAUGCAUAAUACACUGAUUUAGGGGUAAUUUUAUAGAAUUUAGCUGUUGAAUGGAAACCUAUUGUUGUGCAUAAUACUAUCCUGAACAAUGUUUGUGUAUGUAGGUACCUACUCCAAAUUCAGUAUUUCUUUAAAUGGUCAAGUUCCUAGGAAAUUAAAUGUGUUAAAUAUAUUUUUUCUUCUUCCUGGAUAAAUGUAUGUGUAAUGUGUAUGUACAUAAUGGAGGGUAUAAAGCUGUUUGUUAUUGGCACCCUAACAGUAAUCUAAAAGGUUAAAUUUUUAUUUAUAUUUAAGUAAAUUAUUAGUGUCAAUAUUUCAAAACUAGGUACUAACUAGGGUGCCAAUGACAGCUAGACUUACCUUACUUUCUGAUAAUUAUGACUUUGCUGUGCUAUCAUUUGCUAAACUGCAUUUGUACACAUUUUCAAGUUACCUUGUAAUUUUGUUACCUGUUACUAUUACAUAUAUUAUGUUUUAUUAGUUGACUGAGUCACAAUUUUACAUGAGUGUUUGAGUUUAUUGAAAUAAAUUACUACUGUAA